CUUUCAUUUUCUCAAGAUAAGGGAUGGGUGGAGUGGGGCUGGGUACAAAAUAGCGUCUGUUUGCUCGAGGAACCUUGGGCGAUUUUGUGGUCGUGGCAUAAAUUCCGCCCAUCCUCCUUCACAGCGUGCAAGUGCUGCUACGGUCGGAGUUUUGAUGUUAUACUUGGAGUUCUCGACAGUGUUGUAAACCGUGCUCCAGGAAUGACGUUGGCAUUGAGGCCUGAUGGUGUAUUUUGAAGCACGACCAAAGACCAUACCAAUUGGUCCAAAAAAAAACUCCCGCGCGCGCCUUGCAUUUUUUUUUUGUUUUACAGGGUGCACGGACACGUAUGUUCUCGGUUGCGCAAUCGAGAAAUACCCCGAGCUGAACCAAGUGUGCAACAAUCUCCUCCCCGAGGGCGCUCAGCGAGAGGACGACGGGACCGGAGAGGGUGUUGUCUGCACAGGAGGUGCCGACCGCCGGGCUGCCGCCAAGCGGGAGGGCGCCAGGCUCAACGAGCAGAACAGGCGGGGAAAAAAGCCAAAAAAUAAGGGGGUGGGGCAAAGCGUGGCAGAGGCUACGUCCGCUGCCAUGAAAACCGCACUCAACGAUAUUGAGUCACUGCUGGAAAAGGUUGGCGGAUCAGAAAAAUUAGNAGCUGAUAGAAGUGGGGGAUAG
Ectocarpus sp. CCAP 1310/34 is the source of this 658-nucleotide messenger RNA. The record is from the annotation of a GenBank genome assembly. Lineage: Eukaryota; Phaeophyceae; Ectocarpales; Ectocarpaceae.